AUGUCCAACAACACAAGUUCCAUAUCGUUUAUUUACUCCAACAAAGGUGGUUCUCAACUGGUUCACGAUGGUUUCGUAUUCAAAUUGAAUAAGAAGACAUCAACAAAAAUUUAUUGGAAAUGCACAGUGACAAACUGUCCGGCGCAUAUUCAUACGGAUAUCAAUAAUAAUUUGCUAAACACAACUGGUGAACAUAAUCAUUUGCUUGAACCGGAGAAUUUGAAGGUGAAACGAUUUCGAACAGUUCUCAAGGAACGUGUGAUAAACGAAACAGUACCAAUACAGAAAAUCUAUGACGAAGAAAUUGUCAAAGCAAAUUUUUCACCAGAGAUUCUUGCAUCAGUUCCACUCGCUCACCACAUACAAGCAGGAUUGAAUCAGGCACGAAGAAAAUUAACGCCAACAUUACCUACAUCAAAUUCAUUCGAUAUUCCUGGUGGAUAUCAAACCACAGCCUCUGGUGAAACUUUCUUGAUUUGCGACAAAUUGGUUUCUCGGAAGAAAAGAAUGUUGGUUUUUGGUAGUCCAAAACAAUUACAAUUGUUAUUCGACAGUUCUAUUAUUUUUCUUGAUGGAACGUUUCGAACAACACCACCGUUUUUCGACCAGGUUUUUACCAUUCAUGGUUUGAAAUUUGAUUGUGCUUUUCCAUGUGUAUUUGCCUUAUUACCUGAUCGAAAAAAACCGACAUAUCAACAAUUAUUUAAAGAAUUAAAUGCUGUUGCUGUAUCUAUGGGUCGAACAUGGAAGCCUGAGCAGAUUAUGUCUGAUUUUGAAACCAGCUUGAUACCAGCAGUAUCUGCCGAAUUUCCUGAAAGUGCUCACAAAGGGUGUCAUUUUCAUUUUAAUCAGUGCCUAUAUCGACGUAUCCAAUCUCUUGGUUUAGCCACGGCUUAUUCACAUGAUGAGUCAGUUCGAAGCUGUUGCCGUAAAUUGAUGGCAUUACCAUUUUUACCAAUUCAAGAAGUUGAAACUUCUUUUUAUAAUUUACGUGCAACAGCAGAUCCAACAGUGAAGAAACAACUUCGCGAAUUAUUUUUAUAUUUUGAUGAUUAUUGGAUUAAUAAUAUACCAAUUGAAAUGUGGAAUGUUCAUGAUUAUCAACAUCGAACUAAUAAUAUAUGUGAAGGAUUUCACAACAGAUUAAAUCGACGAAUGGGACGAGCACAUGCAAAUAUAUGGUCAUUCAUCAGAUGCAUUGUUAGUGAAGAAAGCCGAUUUCAACACUUAUACGUGCAAAUCAGUACAGGUGCUAAACGUCGACCAAUUUCAAGUUCUACUAAUGGUAUUCAAAAACGUAUCGAUACUCUUAUGGCACGUUACAACAACAACGACAUCGACGUUGAACAAUUGUUGGAUAACUUAUCAUUGCUCAUUGCGAAAAAAACAUAA
Molecule: messenger RNA, 1392 nt
Organism: Rotaria sp. Silwood2
Lineage: Eukaryota; Metazoa; Rotifera; Eurotatoria; Philodinida; Philodinidae
Source: the annotation of a GenBank genome assembly